Molecule: messenger RNA, 3252 nt
Organism: Salvia splendens (bonfire salvia)
Lineage: Eukaryota; Viridiplantae; Streptophyta; Magnoliopsida; Lamiales; Lamiaceae
Exons: 5
Coding region: 1-3252 (1083 amino acids)
Molecular function (GO): nucleic acid binding; RNA-DNA hybrid ribonuclease activity
Source: RefSeq, a predicted model, not a curated record
AUGGCGGAUUAUGCCCGUUUGCUCAGUGGACCGAAAGGGACGCCGGUGUGGUUUAUUGAUCGGCACCCCAUGAGGGUUUUCAAGUGGUCCCCGGAUUUUGAUGCGUAUUGUGAGUCCCCGAUCGCGGCAGUUUGGUGUAACAUCAUUGGCCUUCCAAUUCACCUUUUUGAUCACGCCGCCCUCUUUGCAAUCGGUAAAUUGCUUGGAAACCCGAUACAAGUGGAUCGCGCUACGGCCAGCAAGUCGAGACUUUCGUUUGCUCGCAUUUUCAUUGAAAUUGACAUCACGAAGCCACCCCCCGAGGAGUUCAUUCUAGAUAUUUGUGGACGUGAGACGGUGCUAAAAGUAAAUUGGGACAAGAUCCCGGCAUAUUGCAUGGAAUGUAGGCAUGUUGGACAUAAACGUGAGGUGUGUUAUGCGGCGGGUAAUGUUGAGCGUCCCCCGAAGAGGAACUACAAUAAUGUAACACCGAGACAGCCACACCAUGAGAGUCAAGGGGGAAGGGACAAAACGGAACAACCAAAGGAACUGGCUAGCACUAGCGAGUGGAAACAUCAAAAGAAAAACAAAGGGCUGAAGAGGCAGCCAAAGGCCGGAACCUCGGCUAUUGGUUCCGAGCCGAGGGUGUGGUCGGGCCCGGACAUCUUGGGCGAAGUGCAUGGUAAUUUUGACCUGGCUCCGGUGGCAAGCGUCCAUGAAAGUGGUGAGAGUUCCUUUGGCCGAGAUACCUUCGAUAAAUCCGUCGGAGUGCUUGCUAGUUCUAUCCACCGCGGAGCCGCUCACAAGCCCCAACCCGGAGAAGUUCUCAAAGGCUCUGGGGCUGGUGCUCACAAGCCCCAACCCAGCUUCGUGGCCGAGAGAGAUACGGAUCAGGUCCUAUCCGGCCGCUUUGGAUCUCCCCGCCUAGCUAGUCACUUGUGUAUCUCGGCUGUCUACGCAAAAUGUACGAGAACCGAACGGCUUCAUUUAUGGGAUGAAUUGAGGGAGUGCUCUAUACUCUUGGAGGGCACACCAUGGAUGAUCGGAGGGGACUUCAACACCAUUCUCCACCCGCGAGACAGAGUAGGAAGUGACACAAACCGCCAAGCUGAAAUGGUGGACUUUGCGGAGGCCAUUGAGGAUUGCAGGAUACUAGACCCGGGCUAUGAUGGGUCGGAGUUCACGUGGGCCAAGAAUGGCCUUUUUGAAAGAUUGGAUAGAAUCCUUGUGAACGAACGAUGGGUACAAAUUUUGGAAACUACUCGGGUGACGAACCUGCCCCGGAUUGCCUCAGACCACGGGCCUGUGUUGGUAAGAUGCAAAGUGACAAGCAAUAACAGCGGGGGUAGGCCAUUCAGGUUUCAAAACAUGUGGAUUAGACACGAGGGUUUUAAGGAUCUCGUUCGGGGAGAUUGGAUGCAACCGACGGAAUCCGGAGGCCUCCUCAAUUUCCAAAUCAAACUUGCACGGCUUAAGAGGACCCUAAAGGUAUGGAACAAGGAGACCUUUGGGAACAUCCAUCUCAACCUCAGGGAUAUGGAGGUGAAAAUCGCAAUGGCCCAAAGCGAUUUCGAAGAAAGGCCAACCCCGGAGAACAGAACAGAGAUCAAUAGAUGCAUCGCCGAGUACAUUCGACUCCUUAAAAUGGAGGAGGACUUCUGGCGUCAAAAGGCUACUCUAAGAUGGCUAGGGGAGGGCGACAAGAACACUAAAUUCUACCAAAGUUGGGUCAAGCAAAAAAGGAUCCGCACGCGCAUCCACAAGAUUAAUGUGGGUGGUCGGGAGAUCUCGGACGAAAUGGAGAUAAGAAUGGCUGCACUACCCGAGACACCAUCCGCAGAGGAAGUUAAAAAUGCUGUUUUUGAUAUUUACGGGGACAGUGCCCCAGGGCCGGAUGGCUUCACGGCCUUGUUCUACCAGGCUUGUUGGGCGACGGUUGGGCCGGACGUGGUGGCGGCUAUCGGCCAAUUCUUCGGGGGUGCCUACCUCCUACGUAGCGUCACGGCCACAAACAUUGUCCUCAUCCCAAAAAAGCUUGUGCCGGAAUCGUGGAGCGACUACCGCCCCAUUAGCCUGUGCAACGUCGUCAACAAGAUUAUCACAAAGAUAAUGUCGAAGAGAAUGACUUCGCUCAUCCCUAUGGAGAUGUUCCAUGAGCUCUCGAGAUGUGCGCCGGCCCCUAACGUCGCGGUUAAGAUCGAUAUGGCUAAGGCCUACGACCGAGUACAAUGGCCCUUCCUUUUGAAAGUGCUACAUCGGAUGGGUUUCUCGGCCUCGUGGGUCUCUUUGAUUGAGAGAUGUGUGGGCUCGUGUUGGUUCUCGGUGCUGGUCAAUGGCGCUCCCUCCGGGUUCUUUAAGUCCACCCGCGGCCUCAGACAGGGAGAUCCAAUAUCUCCGACACUUUUCGUAAUUGCGGCUGAGUACCUCUCGAGGAAAUUAGACAAGCUCAUUUUGGGAAAGAAAGAGAUGACUUUUAGAGCUACCCGCCGCUGCAUGGAAAUAAGCCACCUCGCCUACGCCGAUGACAUUGUGAUAUUCACACAAGCAGCGGAGGGACCUCUUAGGCGGCUGCGGACUUGCCUGGAGACAUAUGCCGGGGUUUCCGGGCAGCAGAUUAACUUGGUUAACAUGUUCAUCCACAACAACAUGACCAAUGGUCACAUUAAGCCGAAGCAUUGGAAGGGAGUGAAACUCGGAAUAAGCCCUCCGAAUCACCCCGAGACAAGGGGGCCGAGACCGUUAGUUAUGCCGGUUAAAUGGCACCCCCCGGAACGCACAUGGAUCAAGCUUAACACGGAUGGGGCGUUCUUUGAGGCAACAAACAAGGGUGGCGGAGGGGGUCUUGUUCGGGACCACAAUGGGAAAUUACUUGCAGCAUUUGCAACCCCCCUCGUCGUUCAAUCGGCUCUUGAGGCCGAGCUCAUGGCCAUACACUAUGGUUUGGAGGUAGCGAAGGCGUUCAACCUACCCAUAUGGAUUGAAUCAAAUGCAGAACAAGCUAUUAAGUUGCUCAAUGGCACGAAUUGGGGCCCGGCACAGGUUCGCCGCGUCAUGGCCCUUUUGCAUGGCUUCAAACGUGGACAUCUUUUCCGGGCCACUUUCAUUCAUAGGGAGGGCAACAAAGCGGCUGAUUCGCUCGCCAAAAUGGGAGUGGAACAAGAUAAUUUCCAACAAAUGUCCCCACAAAAUGUUCCAAGAAGGAUUAGAGCCAUCAUCCGGAUGGACGAAAUGGGAGUCCCCAAUCUUCGGGUGAGAGAUGAUGAACGAGAGUAG